UCCUAGAAUCCUCCACCAUUUGGACACUUUCAGUCCAAAACAGACCGUCUUUCCAGUUGUGUUGGAAAACUGCGGCGAUGAGCCAGCGAGGUCGUGUUCACAACCGUAGGAGUCGUUCGUUUUCUCGAAGUAGGUUGGCAAUCCAGGCAAGGUAGUAUUCAGCAAGCCCUUUUGUCAUUUUCAUUUCACUAUAAUAGCGAGCAGUUUCGUUCCAGCAAUUUUUACUAUUCUCGGCUGCGGAAAUCUGCGGGUUAUUACUUGAGAAAACAUGGCUGAAUCUGUGAGCAAUGGCUCAGGGACUCAUGGCUCGAACGGCAAUGGUGAUGACAGCAGCACACGAGCUGCGAUGAAGGAUUUCUGGGACGGUCAUUGCACGACGGCAUCGCUGCAAGAUGUCAUGCUCGACUCGAAAGCCAAGUCGCUGGACGAAUCUGAGAAGCCGGAGAUCCUUGCUAUGUUGCCCGCUCUGAAAGGAAUGCGAGUAUUGGAGCUCGGUGCUGGCAUAGGUCGUUACACAGGGACUCUUGCUGAGACAGCCCAACAUGUCACCUCAGUUGACUUUGUGGAACAGUUUGUGGAGAAGAACCGUCAGAUCAAUGGUGUGCAACAUCCCAACAUCACAUUUGUGAGCGGCGAUGCUAUGAAGCUGGACUACGAGGAGAACUCGUUUGAUAUUGUCUUCUCUAACUGGUUACUGAUGUACAUCAGUGAUGCUGAGCUGGAAGAGCUAACCAAGAGAAUGCUCAGGUGGGUGAAGGUUGGAGGUCACGUCUUCUUCCGCGAGUCCUGCUUCCGUCAGUCUGGUGAUCGGCCGCGUGAUCUUUCCAACCCAACCAAGUACAGAGAUCCAAAGCACUAUCAUCAUACAUUUGAGACAGCGUACUGCGAAAGUGCAGCGUCCGCGACGGCUUGCGGGUUUGAGCUGGACUUCUCGCGUUGUGUGCGUACAUACCUGCAAAUGAAGAAUAACCCCCAUCAGAUGUGCUGGAGCUGGAGCAAGGUGAUAGUGGACAAGAAAACGAAGUCUAAUGAUGACUUCUACGGCUUCCAGUCGAUGCGUCAAUUCCUUGACCAGCAGCAGUACUCUGUGAACGGCAUCCUUCGCUACGAGAAGAUGUUUGGCAAGAAUUACGUCAGCACCGGUGGUCCAGAGACAACAGCUGAGUUUGUCCCGAUGCUGAAGUUGCAAGAAGGCGAGCAGGUGAUGGACGUUGGAUCAGGUCUGGGUGGCGGUGCUCUCUACAUGGCGGAGAACUAUGGCGUGGAUGUGCUGGGUCUGGAUCUCUCUACCAACAUGGUGCACAUUGCUCUUGCACGGGCAGUCAGCUGCUCAACAGGAUCGGUAUUGUAUGAAGUAUCUGACAUAACCAAGCGCCAGUUUCCCGACGAGUCCUUUGACGUCAUUUACAGCCGAGACACUCUGCUUCACAUUCCCAACAAAGCCGAAGUCUUCAAGAAGUUCUUUCGCUGGCUGAAACCCGGUGGUCGGAUCCUGAUCUCUGACUACUGCUGCGGCGAGGGAGAGUGGAGCGAUAGUUUCAAGACCUAUGUUGAGCAGCGGCACUACACAUUGCACAGUGUCAAGCACUAUGGACAGAUUCUCCGUGAUGCUGGCUUUGCAGAGGUUGUAGCUGAUGACCGCAGUCGUCAGUUCUGCGAUGUCUUGCUGCGUGAAGUCAAGAGAGCAUCAGCAGAGCGGAGUGAGCUUGUCAAGGAGUUUUCUGAGAAAGACUAUGAUGACCUGGUCACAGGUUGGAAGGCUAAGGUCGAGAGAGUCAACGCUGGUGAUCAGUGCUGGGGCCUUUUCUUUGGCCGCAAGCUGUCAGCCUAGAUGCAUGUGCGUGCAGAUAGAGAGUGGUAAUUCAGUACUGAUCCCAGUUUGGAGGUAUGGCCACGUCUUAUACUAUUUUCAGAGGUUUGUGGGGUUGAAAAAGGAAAGUCUGAAGAAUACUUUUAUAAUAUAUUCAUCUUAUUUCCUUCAAUACUGCCUUGCGCCACUCUUCUUUCCAUUUUCUAUGAUUGUUGCGUUUUCAUCACGAUGUUCGAUUUAAAUUUUUCGGUAGAGCCUUUUCUUCAAUAUUUUAUUCUUUUUUUCUUAAAUCUUUUUCUGCACAGCUAGACUGUAUGAGGUCCGUGCUUGUCUGUACCCGUGUGGGGUCACAUUUACUGCGAGGGAAGAUGAAUAGACUGCACUCGUGUCGGUGCCAAAGCCAA
Molecule: messenger RNA, 2214 nt
Organism: Sycon ciliatum
Lineage: Eukaryota; Metazoa; Porifera; Calcarea; Leucosolenida; Sycettidae
Exons: 10
Coding region: 269-1831 (520 amino acids)
Source: RefSeq, a predicted model, not a curated record